This is a messenger RNA of Baudoinia panamericana UAMH 10762, 7060 nucleotides long. RefSeq lists its product as uncharacterized. The record is from RefSeq and is a predicted model, not a curated record. Gene Ontology annotation, biological process: ubiquitin-dependent protein catabolic process via the N-end rule pathway; protein ubiquitination. The coding region runs from base 294 to 6923 and encodes 2209 amino acids. Gene Ontology annotation, molecular function: ubiquitin protein ligase activity; zinc ion binding. The transcript has a single exon. Gene Ontology annotation, cellular component: ubiquitin ligase complex; cytoplasm. NCBI's taxonomy places the organism in Eukaryota, Fungi, Ascomycota, Dothideomycetes, Mycosphaerellales, Teratosphaeriaceae.
CUAGACUUCACUUUCCACGCGUAGUUAGGCCAUCAAUUUCUACGUCAUAUCACGAGGUACCUCUCGCGUGCUUGCCAUGUUGUAGUCCACUUGCGUGAACUGCAACCUCAUAACCAUCUCUACCACUAACACUGCUUACUAACCGCCACUUCCACUCCUACUUGCUUUGAGCGACUCUGCUCGCUCCGGUGGUAGUAUGAUGCAAAGCUUGUGAACCUGUAUGCUCCUUUCUCUAUCAUCCAAUUGCGCAUAGCGGGCGUUAAGGCGCAGGGACAACGGAUACAGCACCCACGAUGCUCCAGCCGACGUCCAUAGGAGAUGAGGCGCUGUGCCACGAACUUCUCCACCAGCCAUCCAACUUCGAAUACCGCUACACCAGCGCCGCCGACCGCCAUCUCCGCCAGGUGCUCUUCCGCUCUCUCGCCGCUAACCGCAACGACUACCUACGCCUACUUUUCCCGGACGGGCCGCCGGUUGACCGCUCACGGCCAUGGUCACUGAAAGAAGCGCAAGGGGCGCAGGAUGGCGCAGAGUAUACCGCGGCAGCUAAGGGGACCGCAUGCGGGCACAUCUUCAAAACCGGCGAGAGCACGUACCAGUGCAAAACGUGUGCCGCAGACGAUACUUGUGUGCUGUGUUCGCGGUGCUUCGAGAGUAGUGAUCACGAGGGUCAUAACGUCUUCAUCUCUGUCUCGCCAGGCAACAGCGGCUGCUGCGACUGCGGAGACAGCGAGGCGUGGCGGCGGGAGGUGAGGUGCUCGAUACAUACGGCUGGCACGCCGGAUCAACAUGCGGCACAUGCGCACAAGGACAAGGCGAAGGCACCGGUCAUAGGGUCGCAGCUACCGCCUGAUUUGGUGGAGGCGAUACGAAUGACUAUUGCGAGGGUGGUAGACUACCUAUGUGACGUCUUUUCGUGCUCGCCGGAGCAGCUGCGCCUGCCUAAGAGUGAGACGUCCGUGCGGCUGGACGAAGAGACGUCUCACCUCGGCCUGCCGUAUGGACAGGAGCCUGCUGAGCCGCAGCCCGAGUUUGCGCUUGUGCUGUGGAAUGAUGAGAAGCAUACGGUAGACGAUGUGCAGAAUCAGGUCGCGCGAGCAUGCAGCGAGACGAAGCGCUUUGGGCGGAACAAAGCUAUGGAAGUCGACGCGGUUGGGCGCUCUGUCAUACGAUAUUCCACUGACGUGCGAGAAUUGUUACGGAUGGCGGAGAUUAUCGAGCAGAUCAAAGUCACCGUCACAAUACGCUCGUCACGCGACACUUUCCGGGAGCAGAUGUGCUCAACCAUUGCCGACUGGAUUCAGGACAUCUCGGGCUGCGCGGUAGGACCGGACACUUACAUCCUUCGGAACACUGUUUGCGAGGAGCUGCUAAAACCAUGGCGAAGUGGUAGUCAAGGCACUAAUGCGGAUGUGGGUAAGGGUGGUAUUGACGAUCAUGAAAUGGAUGAGAAUGAAAAACUCCGCAGAAGAUACCGCACUUGGUUGCAGCCUUUUACAACGCAGCCUGGUGCGCCGAAUGUAGUGCGAGUGCAGAUGGCGCCGGAGCCAGAAGAGACGAAUGACGACGACAACAACGAAAUCUUCGAGGACGAGAAUGACGAGGAAGACGAUGUUUACGAAGAAAUGGAGGUGGAGGACGAAGGGAUGGAAAUUGACGUGGAAGAUAUUCGCCGAGCGGCCAACGCAGCUAUGGCCGCUCAGGCAGAUGCGGCAGACAUGGACAUUGACUAUAUGGACGAGAACGAAGACGUUACGGAGGCUUUGGAAGCAACGCUGGCUGGCUACCCGCCUCCACCGCCUCCACCGCCACCAGCUCUACGGCGGAGACAUCGCAUCUUCACGCCUGCGGAAAGCGAGGACGGUGACGGCACCGAAACGACACCGGCGUCCAACGCACCCUACAGCCACCUCCCCAAGACGCCCAAGACGAAGGGUGUGAUCAAAGGACCCACUCGUCCGAGCAAGCACUGGCUGGAGAAGCCCGAAGCGUACCGUGCGCCACGACCGAGCGAGCCGUGCGAGGAUUUGUGGCAACGCGUACGGCUCGAUUUUCUCAUCCUUUACGAUCUGCGGUUAUGGAAGGUCCUUCGUGUCAAUCUGCGACACCUCUACAUCACCACCGUCGUCACCAUACCCAACUUCAAGCGCAUCCUCGGUCUGCGGUUUGCCGGACUGUAUACGACCCUCGCUCAGCUAUACUUGAUUGCGGACCGGGAGCCGGAUCACAGCAUUAUCAACCUCAGCGUGCAGAUGCUGACCACACCCAGCAUAACGGAGGAGGUAGUCGAGCGUGGAAACUUCUUCACAAACCUGAUGGCAAUCCUCUACACCUUCCUCACCACUCGCCAAGUCGGCUUUCCGGAGGAAGUCAACCUGAAAGCAACUCUCGCUUUCGAUGCCGGUGCUGUGACCAACCGUCGCAUCUUCCACUUCUUUAUGGACUUGCGCUGGCUGUGCCAAUCGGAAUUCAUCCACUACAAAACUCGCGUUGAGCCGCGCUACCUCCUUCAAUUCCUUGACCUCGUGAAGCUGCACCAGGGUAUCUGCCCGAAUGUGCGCGCUACGGCCGAGCAUGUCGAGUAUGAGUCCGAUGCUUGGAUCAGCGCCAGUAUGAUUGUGAAGGAGGUCAAUAAACUGUGCAAGCAAAUCGCUGCGUCCUUCGAGCCGAAAGCGGACAUGUUGGAGGAGCACUACAUGCAUCUCCAGCGUGCGUUACGAACGGUUGCGCAGGUAACGAUGAUUAACUCGUUUGGGUAUGAAAGGAAACGCUUCGUUGCUGCUGAGCUCAAGGACGACUUAGCCUGGCAUAUCAUCGGACCAGUUUGGGAAGAGGGGCGAAAGUACAGCGUCCCGAAGUGCGUCGUUCAGUCCGAGCCCAUGAGUUUCCACCAUCCACUCCACUACCUGCUCUCCUGGCUGAUCGAAGACGCUCGAACCAUGUCCCGAGAUGAACUCCGCGCUCUCCUCAGCUUCUCCCCCGACGACCUCAAGGAUCCCUGGAACCCGUCCCGCACGACAACAUCCGCACCGAACACUCUAACUUCCGACGAACUGCUGAGCUCCAUCUUUGACCAUCCCCUCCGCACGUACGUCUGGCUUGCGCAAAUGAAGGCCGGGAUGUGGGUACGCAACGGUAUCACGCUGCGCCACCAGGCGCACACGUACCGCAGCGUGAACCACCGCGAUGUCGGCUAUCAGCGCGACAUCCUCAUGAUCCAAGCUGGACUCGUGCUUUGCGGAGCCGAGAACGAGUUACCAGGUGAGCGUUUUCUGGCGCAGAUGUUGGAUCGCUUUGAGAUGGAGUUGUGGGCGCAUGGGUGGUACUCCGUUCCCGAUGGGUUUGAGGAGGCGCAGCAUCUUGAUGUGGUUGAAGAGUUCUUCCACUUGCUCGUCAUUGCGCUCAGUGAGCGUGGUAAUCUCGUGCCCGGGCCGGAACGGUCUGACCGGAAUCUGCAGCGAGACAUUGCGCAUGCGCUUUGCUUUAAGCCGCUUUCCUUUUCAGACCUUAAGGCUAGGUUGACAGAUAAGGUCGGCGAUUCGGAUGAAUUCGCGCAGGCGUUGCAGAGUAUGACCAACUACCGCGCGCCGGAGGGAAUGUCUGAUACUGGGACGUUUGAGCUGAAGGCUGAGUAUGUUGAGAUGGUUGACCCGUAUUAUGCGCAUUACUCGCGCAAUCACCGAGAAGAGGCGGAGAAUAUCUAUAAGAAGCAUGUGGCCCGCAAGACUGGCAGGAGACCGGAGGAUGUGGUGUUCGAACCUAAGCUGCCGGCGAUCGAGGCGGGACUGUUUGCGCACCUGUCGGCGUUCACGAGGACGCCGCUGUUCGUGCAGAUCAUCUGUGCGGCAUUGGGGUAUGCGCAGUGCAGAAGAGUGCUCAUACCGAACAUGCCUGCGACGAGGGUUGAGACCUUCUUGCAUAUGGUGCUGCAUCUGGUACUCCUUGCUGUGAUCGAGGACCGACCGGGCAGUGGCGAGCAUGGCUUUACGGACCUCGCCGCUACGUUCAUCGGUGAUUUGGCUGGGGACAGAAAUGAGACCAUCGUGUUGCUGCUCGUCACACUCUCGAAGAAGGAAGAGUACGCCGCUUGUCAUGCUAGUAUCAAGCAUAUACUGCGCAAGAUGCAGCUUCGCCAGCCAGAUAAGCUGAGCACGGUCAUGGGUCCACUUAGCUCCGUUCUCGACCGCAGCAACACCGGCUCGCCGGCCUCACUCCCCGCUGAAGAUAAGGAGAAGAAGAAGCAGGAGGCUUUGGCUCGUCAGGCACGGGUGAUGGCAAGGAUGAAGGAGCAGCAGCAAUCCUUCAUGCAGAACCAAGGGUUGGCUGCCUUCAGAGACGACGGCGACGACUUUGACGAAUACGAUGAAAUGUCCGUUACCGCAGAUGAUGUGGGAGGAUGGCAGCAGGAACCGCAGAGGAAGACGUGGCAGUUCCCGAGCGGGACUUGUAUUCUGUGUCAGGAGGAUACGGAUGAUCAGCGACUUUACGGCACGUUUGCGUAUCUGGGUGAGAGCAACAUCUUGCGGACAACCCCGGUAAAUGAUCCGGAGUUUGUGAAGGAGGUGUUUGGUACGCCUGACAGUCUUGAUCGACCCGCUGACCAGAUUCGGCCGUUCGGUGUUGCGGGUGCGAAUAAGCAGACGAUCACCAAGGUCACCGCAGACGGCAGCAAUGUCAGUUUCGAACGACAAGGACUCUCGAGGGGCUUUCCACAUCAGCAUAACGCUACCGGGUGUGCGAACCCGAUCUCGACCAGCUGCGGCCAUAUCAUGCACUUUGCGUGCUUUGAGCUGUAUGUUACGGCUACUCAGCGCCGACACAACCAGCAGAUUGCGCGCAACCAUCCCGAGCGCAUCGAGCUCAAGGAAUUCACUUGCCCGCUGUGCAAAGCGCUGGGCAAUACCUUCGUGCCUAUCAUCUGGAAGGCAAAAGAGUGCGCUCAUGACUAUGAGCUGCAGAAGGCGAAAUCGCUGGCUGACUGGCUCGCGUCCAACACGAGUGACGAGAUCGAUACGGGCCUUUUGCUGCAGGUGACUACGGCUGCGGACGGCUCGAGUAUUGCACUGCGUCCGUUCGAGCGAGAUGCGCUGUCGACAAGGGCCUCGCAAUAUGUGGCGAACAUGUUCUCGCCGUCGCUAGUCUCGGUGUUGCAACAGCUCAGCCUCAACUCGCCGCCUGCGGCAUCAUCUUCCUCUUCCAGCAGUAGUCCGGCGCCGCAUACGCGGUUGAGGAGGGGUUACAGCUUGUCGUCUCUGUUCCGCAUUGGACGCGGUGACAGUGGCGGCGGUCAAGAUGGCGGUAGUAACUUCCUACCUACCCUGUCUCCGUCAGCGGUGGAGCAUCAUCAACAACCUCGCAUGACGGAGCUGAUGAAGGCGUACGCGCGCAUCAAGGAAACUGUUCGGAUCAACGGUUUGGGUGUUCCUGCUGUUACAGUUGACGAACGACUUCAUGGGGCAGACACACUCGUGGCACUCUCCCGAGCGCUUGCCCUCACGCUCACCGCAUUCGAGAUUGCGCAUCGUGGGGUCGGCCCUCAAGAAGCCGCAUCGAUCUCGUUGGUGGGCGAGAUGUCCGAGCAAAGUCUCACCCACCUACGGAUCUUAUCCGAGACUGUGCAGUCGUACUUAGCCGUGAACGUCCUCCGCAACAACGGCGAAAAGUCCUACGGACAAGAAGUGCAGGCCACGAAUAUCUUGCGGCUUGGCGCCGUGAUGACGGCCAAGUUGUUCGGCUUUGAGAACGAAGUGGUCAUGAUGAAGGUGAGGGAAGUGGGUGAGACGCUGCUGUUCGAGGACGACAUCUUCCUCUUCUUCUCCGACUGGCUGUCCCUAAAAGGUCCUACCGUGGCCGAUGCCGCGGAUGUUCUACAGUUAUGCUAUUGGGCUGAGGUGGUCAAGACGGUGUUUGUGUAUCGCUGGCUGGUCCGGGAUCCGGACUAUGAGAAGAGCUCGAUCCUGCCCUUCGUCGACGAGGAGGAUCCAGUGGCUCAGCCGGUUAGCGAUGCUUUCAAGCUGGCCGUUUCCGGGCUCGUCAUGGAAGAUCAGCUCCGAUAUGGCAUGCCACUGUCAAACCUUCAGCUACGUGCCUUCCAGGUGCUGAUCAGCAAGUACGCGCUGGCCUUCCUGCGGAAGGCAAUCGUGCUCAUGCAUGUGCAUUACGGGCUGGACUUUGAGAGCCCGUACAAUCUCGAUGCGAAUCUACCGGAGCUUCAGCGGCUGAGCUCUUUACUCCACAUGCCCUCCGUUGAUGAUCUUUGCACGCUGUACACCUCUCACAGUGUUGGUGGCGACAGGCUCCGUCAGGUUACCAAACGCUGGACCGCGCAGGCUGCUGUUAUCAGCGAUCUAAGACCAAGGAGCGAAGGCUCCAAUGAGUUGAUCCGUAUGUCGCACCCCGCGAUCUUCGAGCUCGUUGGCCUACCCAAGAACUACGAUACCCUAACCGAAGAGGCGUUAAAACGCCGCUGCCCAACUACUGGCAAAGAGCUCACUGAUCCAGUCGUUUGCUUGUUUUGUGGAGAGAUACACUGCGGACAGGGCCUCUGCUGUAUGAAGGACAAGAAUAAGGGCGGCUGCUAUCAGCACAUGGCGAAACACCGAGAAUCUUUCGGUCUCUUCCUCAACAUCCGGAAGUGCAUGGUGCUCUUCUUACACAACCCGGGCCAACGAAAAGCGCUUGACGGAAUCGCUACCAAUGGCGGGCUUGAGAGUGAUGGACCGAAUGGCAGCUGGAUGCAUGCGCCAUAUCUUGAUAAGCAUGGCGAGCCCGAUCCGACUUUGAGGAGGCAUCAUCAGUUGUUCCUGCAUCAGCGACGGUAUGAUAAGCUGUUGAGGGAGGCGUGGUUAAUGCAUAUGAUUCCUACCGUUAUUUCGAGGAAGUUGGAGGCGGAUAUCAAUCCUGGUGGGUGGGAGACUUUGUGAGCAUGGCGCUGGGAGGAGUAGGAGGGUUGUGAUGGCAUGUUUGCAUAUCAGGCUUCAUAGCGGGCUAGUGAGCCUAUACCUACAUACCCCAUUAUAUGUGCAUGAAUAUGUACAACAUCGAUAUUACUAGGACUCAA